AACGAGCAGUCUUCUCCCCGUUUAAUCUUUUUUUCCCCCUCUCGUCUCAAAGCUCAUCGAUGCUCUUUCUCUCGACCUUUGCCUGCCGUCCCAACUUCCUCGCCGUCUCCGAUCGCAAAACGCUCUCCCGUCGACGCCGGAGGUCCCUUCGAUUCCGUAGAAGGCCUAUGCGCUGGUGACGAUUGUGAUGUUUGUUGAUUUGUCGGAAUUGCAGAUUUGCUCGGUAAUAACCUCCUCAUUAACCGCGGGAUGAUGAUAGGGUUCGGAAUUAUAGAAGCAAUUUUGGACUGAAAGGAUUUGUGGACAGGCAAGGUGAUUGACGUCAAACACAAGUUAUAUGGAUUGUAUAAGCUGGAUUCACCUACAUCAUCAUCAUCAUUUUUGGUUACAACCUCUUCCCUACAAAUUCAUAGCCGUCUUGGUCAUCUUGCUCCUUAAUAAAUAAAAUUUAUGGUUCUUAGUGUUUCAAGGAUUUAAACUCUUGAAUACUCUGGAGCUACUAAGAAUGGUAGACACCAAAGCUAUUGGUAAAAGAUGGGAGGAAAUGGAAACUGAUGUCUUAGUGAAAAUUUUCAAGGAGUUAAAUAUGAUCCAACUUACUCCAGUUUCUUUGGUGUGCCGUUCUUGGCGUUUGGCUUGCUCAGAUCCAUUCAUAUGGAACACACUUGAUCUAGGGCUUUUGGAAUCCAACUUUAUCCAGACAAGGGCAUUGCCUUUUAUUUGGGUAGAUGAAAGAUCUGAUCGGAGGUUGACACGAAUUUUGAGGAUGGCCAUGGCUCUUAGUUGUGGGAACAUCACGACUAUGAUAUUUCAUUUCAAUCUUUAUAUGAAGGAUGAACAUCUUAAUUACAUCUCAGAGAGGUCUCCCCAUGUUAGAAGAUUAGUCAUGCCAGCUUGGAACCGUAUUACAAGAGUUGGAUUAGUGCAAGCCAUCCGGAGGUGGGAGGAUCUGGAAUCCCUGACAAUGCCCAGCAUUGGCCAUCCUUCUUAUAUAAUGGAGGAAAUAAGUAGGAGCUGCAAAAACUUCUCACACCUUAAGGUGAUGGGAACAUUUGAUGUCCACUUUGCCUCUUGCAUUGCAAUGCAUCUCCCAAAGCUGAAAGUUCUCAGUCUGCGGUGCUCUAUAGUCACGAAAGAAGCAUUGUUGUUCAUCUUAAAUUGCAUGGUGAAUCUGGAGGUGCUCAACAUCUCCCACUGCCUCUUACUUGAAUCCCUCGUUUCAGGACGGAGACAGAUUCGAUCAGAACUAGACCAGACCAUUUUUCAGAAGGCUUCGCACAUGCGUGAUUUCUUGUAUUGCCAGAGCAGCUCUUGCAUUGCGUGCAGGAGGAUGAUUGAAGAUGAAGGUCUGAUGAGAUGGUACCGGUAUGAGGCCUGGUUCUGGCGCCAAGAUGAGGUGAGCUCUCUUGAUCUGGGGGAGUAUGGCAGGUUGUUUGAUAAGAACUGUGUUGACAGAUUGCUUUCUUCUGAUAUUAAUUUUUGAGAUUGUUUUUGUUUGUCAGAAGAUUUUCAAAUAUCUGUAUUACUGUUGUAAUAAAACGAAUAAUAUUGUGGUAGACACGUUUGUUGUGUCGUCCAUCUUAUGAAAAAAAGAAACA
Molecule: messenger RNA, 1598 nt
Organism: Zingiber officinale
Lineage: Eukaryota; Viridiplantae; Streptophyta; Magnoliopsida; Zingiberales; Zingiberaceae
Product: F-box/LRR-repeat protein At3g48880-like
Exons: 5
Coding region: 506-1483 (325 amino acids)
Molecular function (GO): protein binding
Source: RefSeq, a predicted model, not a curated record